AUGGGGCUGCACUGGCUCAAUAUGCAGUCAGACCUGCCCCAGACCGCUGUAACUAAGCACAACACCUGCUGUGUUACCAGAGGUGGAGAAGUGGCCGACGUGCAGUGCCACGUGGCGCUGCUGCAUAUGCUGUACUGUGGGGCGGCGGCCGAGGCGCAGUGCCACGCGGCGCUGGUGCGCAUGUCGCACUGCUGGCGCUGCCGCGGGCUGCAGAGGCGCGUCCGGCCCUGCGCCGGGCUCUGCCUGAACGUGCUGCGCGGCUGCCUGACGCAGCGCGCCGCCGAGCUGGACCUGCCGUGGAACGGCUACGUCGAGGCCGCCGAGAGGCUGCUCGCCGCCGUCCAGGGCCGGGCAGCCGUCGACGACGUGCUGCGCUCGCUCGACGCACGCAUCGCGGAGGCGGUCGCGGCCGCCGUCGAGCGGAGCGCCACUCUGCAGCAACAGGUGAAGAGAGUGUGCGGACCACACAUGUGGGACUAUGGUGUUACGGACGAGAACACUGCACACGAUGGAGUCCGUUCCAACGGCACUGCGUUCCAGCAGAGCUUGCCUGCACCAGACAGUGAUCAGCUAUCGUCGAAGCUGCAUCCCUUCAUGGCGAGCCUAAGAAAGAGCCGCGGCUUCUACGCCAACCUGGCCGAGUCGCUGUGUUCCGACGAGAGCUUCGCUGAGACCAGAGACACGGCCGACUGCUGGAACGGCGAGCGCGUCGGAGAGUACACAAAGACGGUCGUGGCAUCCAGUCUGAUCGCGCAGAAGUACAAUCCAGAGCUUGAGUGGGUUCCAGUCACGCCCGACCCGCGCAUUGCGGAGCUCAGCGACCAGCUGCGACACUUAAAGCAGGUGGUGGUCAGCCAGCUGACGGAAUCCCCCACGGCGCUGUCCCUCGUCCGCUACGUGGAGGGCAGCGGCGGCGACCGAGACGCCCCCGGCAGCUGGGACAGCGAGCCGGAGGACGGCUGGAGGGGAGAGGGCUCCGGCUCUGGGGAGAAGCCCGUCGUUGUUGGAGGUGAGACGAUGUCAACAGACAAUACUGUUUAUCCCUCUUCGGAUGAAGAAAGUGACAAACAAGGGACGAGUACUUCCAGUAACAGACUUCCAGCUGACACGGUGCUCGCUGUCUGCUGCGUUAUACUUACAAGUCGUGUUCUGUACGUAGCCAGUAUGUGGUAAUCAGCACAAUGCCUUCCUUAAGCCGUGUGCUUCAAAUCUCUUUCCGAUUCUACAUUUAAAGAGAUGUCAGAAACGACAUUAUGCCUAUGGAAAUCCAGUACAUAGAGCGAAUCACUCUGUGAUAACGUAAUUAAAAAGUUAUACAUUGCCCUCAAGUGGCAACUGUACCAAUUUUUUUUGAAAGAUUUAAUCACUUUUGGAAACGGUGUUGCCUUUGGAUGAGAAAAUGUCUAAUAGCAUCAAGAUACUUCAGAAGAUUUUAUAGCUCUUUGAGUAGCAGAUCGAAGUACAAAAGCCCUUGAUCUAAGAUCUCAUGUGUAAAGAAGGUGGUAUUCAUAUCGUUAAUAAAAAUUUCGUAAGCGUUAUACGUUUCAGCACUGACCAUUUAGGUGCUGAGUGUUUAUUUAAAUUAUAUACUUUGUGGUCUGAAAAGAAGACAAAAAACUGAAGAAUGUGACACAUCAAAGGAAACAUGAAAUAUCGUUUUCAUUGAAGUGUGUCUCACAAUGUAAUCAAUAAAAGCUGAAGAAUUUAACGAUGUUUAACAAUAAACUCUUACAGAACUUACAAACUUGUACAAAAUCAGUCAAAUAUUUUUGUACAAACCAAACAUCACGUUUAGAAUGUAACAUUCUUCUGUAUCAAUAGAUCAACUGCUUGUGUACAGCAAA
Messenger RNA from Schistocerca nitens (vagrant locust), 1844 nucleotides. Its product is annotated as glypican-5-like. The record is from RefSeq and is a predicted model, not a curated record. Bases 1 to 1173 code for a protein of 390 amino acids. Gene Ontology annotation, biological process: positive regulation of canonical Wnt signaling pathway; regulation of protein localization to membrane; cell migration. The transcript has 7 exons. Gene Ontology annotation, cellular component: extracellular region; cell surface; plasma membrane. NCBI's taxonomy places the organism in Eukaryota, Metazoa, Arthropoda, Insecta, Orthoptera, Acrididae.